GAGCCAUCAAUGCAGCCUGUUGAGAACUCCGCGAUUCUCGAUACGACCGAAGCGAGACAAAAGCAGUAUCCACCCGCUCGCCGAACCUGCACCGUCCCCUCAACCUCUUCACCUCCGAUUUCUCUUCCAGCUGACUCCAUGGCCGGCGCCCUUCAGCUCCGUCUCAGCUCCUCCUUCCUCCCAUCCUUGUCGAAUCACCCCAGACUCCGCCGAGGAAUCUUUGCUACCACCGUCCCUGUUCACCGGUGCCCGGCGGAAGCAAAGAUCCGCGAGAUUUUCAUGCCGGCGCUUAGCUCCACAAUGACUGAGGGAAAAAUCGUUUCAUGGGUAAAGUCUGAGGGUGAUAAGCUUUCCAAGGGCGAGAGUGUAGUCGAGUCCGACAAGGCCGACAUGGACGUUGAGACCUUCUACGAUGGCUACCUUGCCGCAAUAAUGGUUGACGAGGGAGGUAUCGCUACCGUUGGUUCUGCCAUCGCCCUUCUUGCUGAAACAGUGGAGGAGAUUCCCCUAGCCAAAUCCAAGGCAUCUUCCUCCACAUCGGCUCUUCCGGAAGAAGAUUCUUCACCGCCUGUUUCUCCUCUGGAAUCUGCUAUCGCUACUGCAGCUUCUCCUCCUCCAGAAAAAUCGAGUCUCUCCUUAGCUUCAAACGAGCAUCCGGCUUCGGAUGCCGGGCGGCGCAUCGUGGCCACGCCUUAUGCUAAGAAGCUCGCGAAGGAUCUCAAAGUGGAACUCCGAUCCGUUGUUGGGACCGGUCCUUUGGGGCGGAUUGUUGCCAAGGAUGUCGAGGCAGCGGUUGACGGAGCAGCCUCCGUAGCAACCGCUGCGCCGAGCGCCCCUGCUAUCGAAGCCGUGGCUGAUUCCGUCCUGAAGGCACCCGUUGAACUGGGAAGUGUUGUGCCCUUUACGACGAUGCAGGGAGCUGUCAGGAACAUGGUGGAGAGCCUUUCUGUGCCCACAUUCCGUGUUGGUUACACUAUUACUACCGAUGCACUCGAUGAGCUUUACAAGAAAAUUAAGUCGAAAGGGGUUACGAUGACCGCAUUGUUGGCUAAGGCAACUGCAAUGGCCCUAUCGAAACACCCUGUGAUUAAUUGUAGCUGUAGAGAUGGAAAGAGCUUCACAUAUAACAGCAGCAUUAACAUUGCUGUGGCUGUUGCCAUUGAUGGAGGCCUUAUCACUCCUGUCCUGCAAGAAGCAGACAAGGUGGACAUUUACUCAUUGUCAAGGAAAUGGAAAGAGUUGGUAGAUAAGGCUCGGGCCAAGCAGCUCCAACCUCAAGAGUAUAAUUCAGGCACAUUUACCCUUUCAAAUCUUGGAAUGUUUGGCGUUGAUCGCUUUGAUGCAAUCCUGCCUCCAGGAACUGGGGCAAUCAUGGCCGUUGGUGCUUCACAGCCUACAGUAGUAGCUACGAAGGAUGGUAGGAUUGGUGUAAAAAAUCAGAUGCAGGUGAAUGCUACAGCAGAUCAUCGUGUUAUAUAUGGUGCUGACCUUGCUGCCUUCAUGCAAACCCUAGCUAAAAUUAUUGAGGAUCCGAAGGAUCUCACCUUUUAAAGAUAUGGCUUUGCUGCAGCUUCCUUUUGUAGUUUAGAUCAACAUUACAAUCAUGAAUUCAAUUAUAAUAUGAGCUAAGCUGCUUCGAUUUUGUGUCUAUUCUUCUACUUAUUUUUUAUUUUUCAAACAUGAGGAAAAAUCUUAUUGUUUUGAUUAUUUUUCUGCCAAAAUUUUGA
Molecule: messenger RNA, 1727 nt
Organism: Phalaenopsis equestris
Lineage: Eukaryota; Viridiplantae; Streptophyta; Magnoliopsida; Asparagales; Orchidaceae
Product: dihydrolipoyllysine-residue acetyltransferase component 5 of pyruvate dehydrogenase complex, chloroplastic
Biological process (GO): pyruvate decarboxylation to acetyl-CoA
Cellular component (GO): pyruvate dehydrogenase complex; chloroplast thylakoid; chloroplast envelope
Molecular function (GO): dihydrolipoyllysine-residue acetyltransferase activity
Source: RefSeq, a predicted model, not a curated record